AUGACCACCAGCUCCAAAAAACCAAUUCUCGUCACAGGUGCCACUGGAUUCAUUGGAGCUCACAUCGUUGAUAAUCUCCUCUCCCGUGGCCUGAAGGUGCGAGGUACUACACGAUCACUGGCCAAAGGUCAGACCAUGAUCAACGCACGACCACAGUAUAAGGGCCAUCUCGAGUUCAUACAAAUUCCCGACUUUGAAAAGUCUGCCGAUUUUACUAGUGCCGUUGACGGUGUAGGCGCUAUCAUCCACACAGCAAGCCCGUUGAAUUAUGCUGCCAAGGACAACGAAAAGGAGCUUGUUCUCCCAGCCAUCCGUGGUGUUCGUGCUAUCCUACAGGCAGCAGCGACGAACCCUGAAAUUACACGCGUGGUCAUCACAUCUUCCUUUGCUUCAGUACUUGAUACUAAUCGCAAGGCCCCUUCAUACUUUACUUACACUGGGGCAGAUUGGAACCCCAUAACCUACAAAGAGUCUAUUGACAGCUCUACCCCUGCCUUUAUUUCUUACCGUGGUUCUAAGAAGUUUGCUGAGCUUGAGGCUUGGAGCUUUGUCAAAGAGAACACGAAGAAACCGACUUUUGACAUUGUUACACUCUGCCCUCCUAUGACGUUUGGCCCGAUUGUACAUCCCAUCAACAGUGUCGAUGAUCUAAACGAGUCUAACGCCAACCUGUGGAGUAUCGCUAAGGGCAUCAAGCCCCUCCCAGUGUCACGAGUUCCUUUCUGGAUCGAUGUUCGGGAUUUAGCCCAGGCUCACGUCGAAGCACUGCUACGACCUGAGGUUGGAGGAAGACGAUAUACACUAGCAUCGCCAGAGCGGUUCUCGUAUGAGAAGGCUGCGCAGAUUAUGGUGGAUUGCUGUGUAGCCUUAAAGGGUGUGGAGUUUGAGAAGCAGGUUAUUGAUGAGUCGUACGGUCUGGAUGGCGAGACGGCGGCGAAGGAGCUUGGUUUUGCCGUUUAUUCGGCUGACAAGUGGAAUCAGCCAAAGCGGUUUGAGUUUAAACCAAAGCCCUUUGGCGAUCGGGAUAUCGAUGUCAAGAUCAUUGCUUGCGGAGUCUGCGGUUCCGACGUCCACACUGUCACUGGAGGGUGGGGAAACAAAAACUGGCCCAUCAUCCCUGGACAUGAAAUAAUCGGCGAAGCCGUGCGUGUAGGGCCACAGGUCACUACCGUAAAGGUCGGUGACCGUGUCGGCGUUGGAGCUCAGAUCUAUGCCUGCCUCGACUGCGAUACCUGCAAAGAGGGCAACGAGACCUACUGCAAACAGCAACUCGAUACCUAUGGAGCCGUGUACCCCGACGGCACUCUCGCACAGGGCGGUUACUCUUCUCAUAUACGUUCACACGAGCACUUCACCUUCCCCAUCCCAGAGGGCCUUCAGACUGAGCUUGCGGCGCCUAUGCUUUGCGCUGGAUUAACUGCCUAUUCUCCGCUUGUGCGAAACGAAGUCGGUCCCGGAAAGAAGGUCGGAAUUGUUGGAAUCGGGGGCAUUGGCCACUUUGGCAUCCUAUUCAGCAAGGCCCUCGGCGCCGAAACAUGGGCCAUCUCCCGUACCGACCGCAAAAAGGAUGACGUCCUCGCCAUGGGCGCCGACGGCUUCCUCGAGACCCGCACUGAGGGGUGGAACGAACCCCACGAGAUGACAUUUGAUGUUAUUCUAUCCACGGCUAGCGGUGAUGACGGCUUCGACCUGAGCCCGUACCUUUCUCUGCUCCGGGUCCACGGCAAAUUUGUUGCCGUCGGCCUCCCCGAGGGCGAGGGCUGGAAAGUGAGGCCUCAGAGCCUGCUUGGUAAUGGUUGCUUCAUAGGAAGUAGCCAUCUUGGUAGCCGAGAGGAGACCUUGGAUAUGCUGAAGUUGGCGGCUGAGAAGGGGAUUAAGAGCUGGGUUGAGACAAUUCCAAUUGGUGAGGAGGGGUGUGUGGAGCGUGUGCAUAACAACGACGUCAAGUAUAGGUUCACUUUGACAGACUAUGACAAGCAGUUCAAGUAUUAG
Messenger RNA from Scedosporium apiospermum, 1992 nucleotides. Its product is annotated as Isopropanol dehydrogenase (NADP(+)). Gene Ontology annotation, biological process: alcohol metabolic process. The coding region runs from base 1 to 1992 and encodes 663 amino acids. Lineage: Eukaryota; Fungi; Ascomycota; Sordariomycetes; Microascales; Microascaceae. Gene Ontology annotation, molecular function: alcohol dehydrogenase (NADP+) activity; zinc ion binding. The transcript is spliced from 8 exons. The record is from RefSeq and is a predicted model, not a curated record.